AUGUCCUUCACAAGCGAGGAGGCUUUCGAACAGCUAGCUGAGCUGCAGUCCGGCAUCGCUGCUGUCUCGCUCGGUGCUGUCGCGGCUCGGGACCAGAUCAGAGCUCUGGAAGAGGAGGCUCUUGCCAACUUCAGCCAGCUCGACAUCUCCGAUUCCGAUCUUUUCGCAGCUCUCAAGACUACUUUUGUCAAGAACAUUCGACAACUCGAGGUUCUCGCACCAAUGAUGGUCGCAUUCGAACGACUCCACGGUCCUCUUCGCCCCUUCCUCAUGUCCUUCAUCUUCGCCAAGCUGAGAGAUUCUUGGAAGAAGAAGAAGAAGCGUUCUGCCACGACGUCCAUCGCCGUUCAAGCUGGUCCUUGCGCCGAGGCCGAUGCAAUGUCAAGGCCUCCUGCCGCUUCUGGCGAUCCAAUCGUCACGGACUUCAAAGACGAAGAAGGCUCGACACACGAAGCUGAGAAAUCUGAACAGCCCCCUCUUCCCAUCGUCAGUCCCGUCUCUCAGGCCGCAACUGCCACGGACGACGUUUCAGCUCAGGACGAUCCUCGUGCUGCAAUCGUCACCGAUGCAGCUAGUCUAGCACCUCAAGCCGAUGCACCUCAACAGCAAGCUUUUGCCGAAAGCGGCUCCGCAGCUCUCCACGUCGGAGAGUCUCGAUCUGUUGCUACCGACACAAACCACAAAGCAGCUUCGAAGCAGCACUACUCUCCGGACAUCGCCAAGAUCCUCAAGCGGACCGUGAAGUUCCUCAAUGAGGUCGACUACAGAGUCUGCAAGGCUGAGAAAUACUGUGAUUUUGAUCUCGACCCGAAAGACGAGGCAGAGCUCCUAUUGGACCACCUCUACGAGUUGUAUAAUGAAGGGCUGGUUCUGGGCGAACUGAUCGCCGAGCUGGUCUCGGAGCUGGCAGCACCUUUGCAAGGCGAGUGGGAAGUGGAUUUCGAAGGCGAAUUCACUGGUAAGCGGCGACGUCAGUCAACGCGCAGCACACCGACCAAGUUCUAG
Kalmanozyma brasiliensis GHG001 is the source of this 1005-nucleotide messenger RNA. RefSeq lists its product as uncharacterized. Bases 1 to 1005 code for a protein of 334 amino acids. The transcript has 2 exons. NCBI's taxonomy places the organism in Eukaryota, Fungi, Basidiomycota, Ustilaginomycetes, Ustilaginales. The record is from RefSeq and is a predicted model, not a curated record.